CCUUCGAUACCCACAACAAACAGAGUGGUUCUUUUACCCCAACCAAUCUCCCCAUCGUCAAAUGCAGAACAAUGAGAACUCACCAUUGUUACUGCUCAAGUUCAAGUUCAACAGUUUCACUCGCUUCAUCACCCCCGAAGUUGCAGGAUAGCCUAUCCUAUUCUCGAGCAUACUGGGUCUCGAGAUCAGUUAUUGCUUGGAAUGUGGAUGCUGUUGGUGGUUCAUGUUUUUUAUACUCCAGUAGCUCUGCUGCUUUGACUAUUGCAGAAACUGGAAUUGAAGGCUAUGAUUUGAACAUUGAGCUUGAGAGAUAUGAUCAGAGGCUUCCUGAAAAUGUGAGAGAUAAGUUUCCUCAUAUACGAGAUUAUAAAGCUUUUAAGGUUCCUACAGCUUUGGAUCCCAAAACUAUACUCAAAGACCAGUUGGCUGUUGCUUUCUUUGAUGCCAAUGGACAAUGCAUUAGUGUUACUGGUUUGCAGCUACCUGGUGUUCUUGACGACCUUUUCUCUUAUACGGGUCCUCUUGGUGCUAUUUUCUCAAAUAAAGCAGUCUCACUUUUUCUAUGGGCUCCAACCGCUCAAGAAGUACGUGCACUAAUUUAUAGUGGACCCUCUGGUGGCGAAGCGCUUGAGAUCGUCCAACUUAAGGAGUCUGAUGGAGUUUGGAGUGUGAAUGGUCCAAGAAGUUGGGAGGGGUGUUAUUAUGUCUACGAAGUAUCUGUCUACCAUCCCAGCACCUUGAAGAUAGAAAAAUGUAUUGCAAAUGACCCAUAUGCCCGAGGGCUCUCGGGUGAUGGGAAGCGGACUUUUUUAGCCAAUCUUGAUUCUGAUGCUUUAAAACCUCAGGCAUGGGGUAAUUUGGCAGAUGAGAAGCCUGAGAUAGCAGAUUUUUCUGAUGUUAGUAUCUAUGAACUGCAUAUCAGAGAUUUCAGUGUUAAUGACCCUACUGUGCAUCCUGAAGUUCGUGGAGGUUAUCUUGCCUUCACCUCUCAGGACUCAAAUGGUGUACUUCAUUUGAAGAAAUUGUCAGAUGCUGGCCUCACACAUAUCCAUCUGCUGCCAGCCUUCCAAUUUGCCGAUGUUGACGAUGAGAAGGACAAAUGGAAGUUUGUGGAUAUGGAGAUGCUCAAAUCUUUGCCACCAGAUUCAGCUGAGCAACAGGAAUACAUCACAGCCAUUCAAGAUGAGGAUGGAUACAAUUGGGGCUAUAAUCCUGUUCUGUGGGGAGUCCCUAAAGGAAGCUAUGCAACUGACCCCAAUGGUCCAUGCCGUAUAAUGGAGUUCCGGAAGAUGGUGCAGGCACUUAAUCGUUUAGGUCUUCGGGUUGUGUUAGAUGUUGUUUACAAUCAUUUACAUGGAAGUGGGCCCAUAGCUGAUAACUCUGUGCUUGACAAGAUUGUUCCAGGUUAUUACUUGAGAAGGAAUGCAGAUGGUUUCAUUGAGAACAGCACAUGUGUAAAUAACACUGCGAGUGAGCAUUUUAUGGUUGAUCGUCUAAUCGUUGAUGAUCUUUUAAACUGGGCAUGCAAUUAUAAGAUUGAUGGGUUCCGGUUUGAUCUUAUGGGUCAUAUGAUGAAAAGUACCAUGAUGAGAGCUAAGAGCUUGCUUAGAAACUUGUCAAGGGACAAAGACGAAGUAGAUGGUUCAAGUAUUUUCAUGUAUGGUGAAGGUUGGGACUUUGGUGAAGUGGCAAACAAUGGUCGUGGCAUAAAUGCAUCACAGUUCAAUCUAGCGGGAAGCGGAAUUGGGAGCUUUAAUGAUCGAAUUCGGGAUGCAUUGCUUGGUGGAUCUCCAUUUGGUCAUCCUCUUCAACAGGGGUUUCUCACAGGAUUAUCUUUGCAACCAAAUGGUCACGACCAUGGUACGGAGGCUAAUGCAGCACAUACACUUGCUGUAUCAAAGGAUCAUAUUCAGGUUGGGAUGGCUGCAAACCUGAAGGACUUUGUGCUAACCAACUGCGAUGGCCAAGAGGUUAAAGGAUCGGAAGUUUUAACUUAUGGUGGAUCUCCUGUUGGAUAUGCUUCACAACCGGUGGAAACAAUUAACUAUGUGUCUGCUCAUGACAACGAGACCCUCUUUGAUAUUAUUAGUUUGAAGACACCCAUGGAAAUUUCUGUUGACGAGAGGUGCAGGAUAAAUCAUUUAGCAACAAGUGUGAUAGCACUUUCCCAGGGUGUUCCAUUUUUCCAUUGUGGAGACGAGAUACUACGUUCCAAGUCUAUGGACCGUGACUCAUACAAUUCUGGUGACUGGUUCAACAGGUUAGAUUUUAGCUACAGCUCGAAUAAUUGGGGUGUUGGCCUUCCUCCAAAAGGGAAGAACGAAAAUAGCUGGCCAAUAAUCAAACCAAGAUUGGCCUCCCCAUUGUUCAAGCCUCAGAAAAGUCACAUACUAUCUGCUCUUGAAAAUUUCCAAAACUUGCUACGUAUCAGAUACUCUUCGAUUCUCUUGCGUUUGAGGACUGCAAAUGCUAUUCAGGAACGAGUACGAUUCCACAACACUGGUGUGUCACAGAUUCCUGGUGUAAUAGUAAUGAGUAUUGAAGACGGCCAUGAAGGUGUUGCGGGGUUGUCUCAACUUGACCCAAUGUAUUCAUACAUCGUGGUCGUUAUCAAUGUUUGCCCAACUGAGAUCUCAUUUGCAAGCCCUGUUUUACGAGGAAAAGCUCUCCAAUUACAUCCAGUACAGAUGAUGUCAACCGAAAAUUCUACAUAUGAUCCAUCAUUAGGAUGCUUCUGGGUUCCUUCAAGAACUGCUGCUGUAUUUGUUGAGCCUCGAUAGAAAAAGCGUCGGCUUUUUAGGGUUACAUCUUACCCUUUCCAGACCCGGAUGAGAUUUACUGUGGGUCUGUUUGGUUUACUAUUGUUAUAUUUGAUUCUAUGAAUCUUGAACAAGCAAUUCGGACUUACAGGGGCAUGUAUGGUCUGUUUGUAGCGUACAAGUGGAUGAUGCACAAUGCAGGUAAAUUGAGAUGCAUAGUUCAUUUGUAGAGUACAAGAGGGCAAUGCAAGCCAGUUGGGAUCUGUGGACUGUUAUAUUUAAUUAAUGUUGUAAAAGUCAGCUCCUGCUUAGUUGUGUGCAUUGCCAACAACUGCUAAUCACUUGUUUGG
This is a messenger RNA of Cynara cardunculus var. scolymus (artichoke), 3109 nucleotides long. Its product is annotated as pullulanase 1, chloroplastic. The transcript has 28 exons. Bases 72 to 2780 code for a protein of 902 amino acids. Gene Ontology annotation, molecular function: pullulanase activity. NCBI's taxonomy places the organism in Eukaryota, Viridiplantae, Streptophyta, Magnoliopsida, Asterales, Asteraceae. Gene Ontology annotation, biological process: carbohydrate metabolic process. The record is from RefSeq and is a predicted model, not a curated record.